GACAAAACACCAGGAGCAGAUCAAGAUGAGCGAUCCAACAGCAAGUUGAGAAACUCUUCGCAUCUCCAAUCCGUCAAAAUGAGCACCAGUACUGGAACCGAUAAGAUCGGAACUCUCCUCUACUCACCGACCUCCCCCUUCGUCCGCAAGAUCAUCACCGCAUCCCGCGAACUUGGCAUUCUCCACCGCCUCACCAUCACACGUCUCCCCAUCGGUCCACUCCUCACUGACGCAGAGAUCUGGUCUCACAACCCCUUGGGCAAAGUUCCCUGUCUGAUCAUCGAGAAGGAUGACGACGAGGACGACGACGAUGAGGUCUUGUUCCCAUCCCCGGUGGUGUUGCGAUACCUCGAUGUUGAGGGCCGAAUGACAGUCGCCGGCCGUGACGGGAAUGGCGGGACUAAGGAAGAAAGGUUGAAGGAGCUGCAACUCGAGGCUUUGUGUGACGGGAUCUUGGACGCGAUGGUCCUCGUCCACUACGAACUCACCAUCCGCCCCGAAUCCACGCCCUCCCAAACCCCCUGGCAAUCCUGGAUCGACGGCCAAACCUCCAAGGCCCGCCGCGGCCUCCACCUCCUCGCCUCCCGCGUCCGAGACGGCACCAUCACGACUCCCAAACCGGACCAAAUCAUGAAUGUUGUGCAAAUUAGUUUAGCGGCGGUGUUGUGGUGGUUGCAGCGUAGGUUUCCGGAGGAGGGGUGGUUGGAGGAUGAGGAGAUGGGGGUGUUGAAGGAGUGGGAGGAGGUGGUUAAGAAGAGGGAGAGUAUGGCGCCGGAGCCGGAGAUGGAGUUUGGAGAGAGUGUGGUUGUGGAGAAGGGACCCAAUGGUGAUGAGAAGAUUGUUCAGGUGUGAUCGUACGAACGGAAACUUAAAUGAAGUGGAUAUACUUAUCUGACGUUCUUGAAUGGUAAUUGCAACUGUAGGGUAACCCUAAACGUCUGAAUCCUUCGAUACCUCC
This is a messenger RNA of Saitoella complicata NRRL Y-17804, 958 nucleotides long. RefSeq lists its product as uncharacterized. The coding region runs from base 79 to 852 and encodes 257 amino acids. Lineage: Eukaryota; Fungi; Ascomycota; Saitoellomycetes; Saitoellales; Saitoellaceae. The record is from RefSeq and is a predicted model, not a curated record. The transcript has a single exon.